AUGUCAUCGAGCAAUGCCCAAGACGAGCAGCACCACAAAGCCGUUAUUGGCAAUGGAGACAACUUUUGGCUCUUCUCAUCUCAAUCAGGCUUCGACCUUACACACCCUCCCACAGCAACUUCACCUCCCGUACAACCGAGCGUUACCAUCGAAACGACUGCCUCGCCGAUCACGAUCGAUCCUGCGAAAAGCGCUCUGAUUAUUAUAGACAUGCAGAAUUACUUUCUCUCGCCUGCACUUGGGCGAAGCAAAGGAGGUGGACAUGCUGCUGCAGAGCAGUUGAUCGAACACGCAAUUCCUGCGGCUAGGAAACAUGGCAUCAGAGUGGUAUGGGUCAACUGGGGUCUGACUGAACAAGAAGUUGAUGAGCUACCACCUGCUGUGAAAAGAGCUUUUGGAUUUGAGGCUACUGUUGAUAGUAGUGGGAAGGAGAAAUUUGAGGGGAUAGAUGUGUCUUUCGGCGUGGACAAGCAUGGAGUGAAGGGAAGUAGAAGGCACAAAGGUGUGGGCAGUGAUAUCGGCCCUGUGAAAGAUCCUGAGACUGGGAAAGAUUUCGAGGGUGGGAGGGUUCUCAUGAGAGACAGCUGGAAUGCUGCGCUCUUUUCGCCACUCGACCAGGUGUAUGAAGAAGGCAGGCAACUGGAAAAGUUGCCAGAUGUAUGGAUCCACAAGAAUAGGAUGAGUGCGAUGUGGGGCGUCGAUACGGCUCUUGAGAAGUUUCUGAAGCAAGAAGGAAUCAGGACCUUGUUCUUCACCGGUGUGAAUACCGAUCAGUGCGUUGGCGGCACGCUCACGGAUUGCUUCAGCAAAGGCUACGAUGUUAUCCUGCUGACUGACGGCGCCGCAACAACGAGUCCGGACUACGCGCAGAAUUGUUACGAUUUCAAUGCGAAGAACACGUAUGGAUUUGUCACCCGUUGUGAGCGCUUCGCGGCUGGUGUCAAGCGAUCACCUUGA
This is a messenger RNA of Cercospora beticola, 957 nucleotides long. Its product is annotated as cysteine hydrolase family protein. NCBI's taxonomy places the organism in Eukaryota, Fungi, Ascomycota, Dothideomycetes, Mycosphaerellales, Mycosphaerellaceae. The record is from RefSeq and is a predicted model, not a curated record.